This is a messenger RNA of Peniophora sp. CBMAI 1063, 1320 nucleotides long. The record is from the annotation of a GenBank genome assembly. Lineage: Eukaryota; Fungi; Basidiomycota; Agaricomycetes; Russulales; Peniophoraceae.
AUGGUGUACGAUCAUCACGCGUCGAACGGCCAUCAUCACGAGAACGGCUUCAAGAAACUGAAGACGGCUGAUCUCGACGGCUUUGGCACUCGUGCUAUCCACGUCGGCUCUGAACCCAGCGCGGAGACGGGCGCUGUCAUCCCAGCCAUCUCUCUGAGCACGACUUACAAGCAGGACGGGGUCGGCAACCACAAGGGCUUCGAAUACUCUCGCAGUGGAAACCCCAACCGUAAUGCGCUAGAGGCCACUCUGGCUUCUAUUGAGUCAGGCGGCGCCUAUGCGCUCGGGUUCGCGUCUGGUUCGGCGACGACUUCCACCGUUCUAUCUUCCCUUGGACCGGACUCGCACAUAAUCUCUGUCAACGACGUUUACGGCGGAACGUUCCGCUACAUGACCAAGGUUGCGAGCCUCAACCAGGGACUUGAGACUACGUUCCUCGACCUUGAAAAUGCGGAGGAAGAAGAGAUCGCGGAUGCCAUUCGCCCGAACACCAAGCUUAUUUGGAUAGAGUCGCCGACCAACCCUACUUUGCGUUUGAUCGACAUUCCCCGUGUCGUGGCCAUCGCACACGCGCACCCCUCGCAUCCCCUCGUCCUCGUGGACAACACCUUCCUAUCGCCGUAUUACUCUUCGCCGCUUCUGCAAGGAGCCGACAUUGUCGUUCACAGCCUUACAAAAUACGUCAACGGCCAUUCUGACGUCGUAAUGGGGGCCGUGAUCCUGCCUGCUCACCACGCUGCGCUACGCGAACGCCUGGCUUUCUUACAGAAUGCCAUCGGCGCCGUGCCGAGCGCAUACGACUCAUGGCUCGCCCAACGUGGUGUCAAGACACUUCAUCUACGCAUGCGGGAGCACGGGCGCAACGCGCUAGCUGUCGCUCGUGCUCUCCAGCAGAGCCCUCAUGUCCAGGAGGUCAUCUACCCUGGUCUAUCUUCGCACCCACGCAAUGCCCUCGCUAGGCGAUCACUCUCACCUCACGCGGAGAAGUUCGUCAACGGCUACCUUUCAACCGAGGGCGUCGACAGUGACGGCUCCUUCCCCUACGGCGGCAUGAUUUCAUUCCGCAUCCAAGGAGGGCUCGAGGAGGCGAAGCGAUUCCUUGCCGCAACGCGCCUCUUCACGCUCGCUGAAUCCCUCGGUGGUGUCGAGAGUCUUGCAGAGCUUCCGGCUCUCAUGACACACGCGAGCAUCCCUGACGUUGAGCGGGAGAAACUUGGCAUCAGCGAUUCGCUCAUACGGUUGUCCGUUGGCGUUGAAGAUGCGGAGGACCUAGUCCACGACGUAGAGCAGGCGCUCGAGAUUGCGUUGCAGGCGGCGUGA